ACAAGAGCGACUACAGCGAGGAGGCGUCCCAAAAGUGUAAGAGCUCUCAGGAUGGCGCAGGUGGAUCACGUGGAGCAGAGGUUAUCGGGAGAACCAGAGCGCAGCCCCAGCUUUCGGGACAGCUGCAGCCCAGAGGAGAGAGGCGAGAGCGGGGAGAGUCCUGCCUCCAGCCGGGCUAGUGUCCUGGAGGUCAACGGGAGCCCGGCGGGGUCAAACCAAAAGGCAAACAACAGCAGGCCCAUCAAAACACUAGGGGGCCUCAUGAUCCCAGUGUUCUGUGUGGUGGAGCCAGUCUGUAUGACCCCGUCCCACGAUGAUGAAGAGGAGGAUGAGGAGGAGGGGAGGAGGAGGAGGAGGGAGCACCACGCUGAGUUUGUCUUGGUCCGUAGAGAUGUGCUUUUCUCUCAGCUGGUGGAGAGCGCUCUGCUGGCUCUGGGGUACUCCCAUAACACCACCGCACAAGCUCAUGGUAUAAUCCGAGUGGGUCAGUGGAAGCCCAUCCCCAUCCACCUCCUCACAGACGCUCCAGAGGCCACAGUGGGAGACAUGCUACAAGACGUGUACCACAUGGUCACACUCAGGAUACUGCUCUACAGUUAUUCUCGUCUGGAGGACUUGCCCUCAGAGCAGUGGACUCAUGCGACGGUCAGAAACGCUCUCAAAGAACUGCUGCGAGAAACCAACCAGAGCACGCUGGCCAAAGAGUGUCCACUGUCACAGAGCAUGAUUUCAGCCAUAGUCAACAGUUCGUACUACGCCAACGUCUCCAUCUCCAAAUGCCAGGAGUUUGGACGCUGGUAUCAGAGAUUCAAGAAACAUAAAGGUGACACUAUGGUGAAGUGGACGCCGCAGGAGAUAUCUGAUUUUAAAGUGGAGAGAGAGUUGGAUUCGACUGGCCUACCCCAACGCGCUCCCUCUCUGCUCCCGUCACCAACUCACCUGUCGCACCUGUCUGCACCUGCUGCUAUCUCUCUCAAAGGCUUAGACCCCCAGACACCUUCAUAUUUACCCCACCCAUCCACCCAGCACCACCCCAGGAACGCUGCACCUCUCCUGGGCCACUCUCUGCUCAACCCCCAACUACCUCCGCAAAUCGUACGCCAGCAAAUCGCCAUGGCGCACCUAUUGAACCAGCAGUUAGCCAUCAGCCGCAUGUUAGCUCACCAAAACCAACAUCCCCAAGGCCAGAAUCACCAGUUUUUAAACCAUCCUCCCAUCGCAAGGACAUGUAAAAGUGCAGCGGUGAGCAGCGAGGUACAAAUCAGAAAUAAUCAUAACAGCUGGGGAUCAGGAGAAGUAUCUGUGGAUAUUUACCAACAAGUGAGGAACGAACUCAAGAGGGCCAGUGUGUCCCAGGCCGUGUUCGCAAGAGUGGCCUUUAAUAGGACUCAGGGUCUUCUGUCUGAGAUCCUUCGUAAAGAGGAGGACCCUCGCUCGGCCUCUCAGUCUCUGCUGGUGAACCUCAAAGCCAUGCAGAACUUCCUGAACCUCCCCGAAUCCAAAAGAGACCGGAUCUACCAGGAAGAGAAGGAGAGGACAUCUAACCCCGCCCACCACAACCACUCCACCAAUCACAUCGCAGCAUCCAACGCCAUCAGACACACACAGACUAAGUGGAGCGCUCCUGCCUCAGACCUGCUAAAGCUGGACUCUCAAAUGAACAUCUCUAAAAACAUUUACGAUGAGAUUCAAACCGAGAUGAAACGAGCCAAAGUGUCCCAGGCCCUGUUUGCUAAAGUUGCUGCCAACAAGAGCCAGGGCUGGCUGUGUGAGUUGCUUCGGUGGAAGGAGAGUCCCAGUCCAGAGAACAGGACUCUGUGGGAAAACCUGAGUCUAAUCCGCAGGUUCUUGUCUUUGUCCCAAACGGAGAGAGAUCGGAUCUACGAAGAGGAGAGCAGAACGCAGCAUGGAGAGAGAGGAGGGUACAUCACUGAGGCACAGAUUCUUCACAGACAAACCUUGCCUACACUCACUUCUCCCUCUCCAGUUCUCGAUCACCCACGUCCCGUUUCUCUCCUCACUGCGCCUCCUAGUGACGACACCUCUCAAAAAUCCCCCCGCCCUCGGAAUCGCAUCUCCAUGGAAGCAUUGGGAAUCCUGCAAAGUUUCAUCGGCGACGUCGGCUUGUACCCCGACCAAGAAGCUAUCCACACAUUGUCCGCGCAGCUAGAUCUCCCCAAACCAACUAUCGUCAAAUUCUUCCAAAAUCAACGCUAUAAUAUCAAGCAUUACAACCAAGCUAAACCGCAAAGUCCAAUUGAAGAUGCAAGGGAAAACUCAUUUGAAAAUUCAAGCGAGAACGGGACAAUUUUGGUGGAAGAAUCUCCAAAAGGACCAAACCAAGAUAUGGAAGUUGAUUUGAAAGUUGACAAUGAUGAAAUGUCAGUUGGGUCGCCUUAUAGCAGCGCUGGGAGUCCUUCAAACACAACCAAAAGUGAUAAAAAUGAUGAGAUUAAUACGUGGGAUUCUUGUGAAGCUGUAGACGUGUGAACUUUUGACAUACACGUUGAAAUAAGUGCAAAAAUUAGUUACAAAA
Periophthalmus magnuspinnatus is the source of this 2536-nucleotide messenger RNA. Its product is annotated as DNA-binding protein SATB2-like. The coding region runs from base 52 to 2490 and encodes 812 amino acids. Gene Ontology annotation, molecular function: DNA-binding transcription factor activity, RNA polymerase II-specific; RNA polymerase II cis-regulatory region sequence-specific DNA binding. NCBI's taxonomy places the organism in Eukaryota, Metazoa, Chordata, Actinopteri, Gobiiformes, Gobiidae. The transcript has 12 exons. Gene Ontology annotation, biological process: chromatin remodeling; regulation of transcription by RNA polymerase II. The record is from RefSeq and is a predicted model, not a curated record.